UGCUUAUGUGGCUCACCGAGCGAAACCGGAAGUGCUCGCGGGAUUCUCCUCUCGCGCCGCGCAGAUCUCUGCGCUGUCGACCCAGAAUGGCCGCUGCCGCAGCAGGAGUAAACAAGCAGGGCGCCGUGGCGACGAUGGAGCCCUGCAUCCGACACGGGAGGGGACCUCACGGCAGCACGGUGAAGGUGCUGGAGUGCGGUGUGUGUGAGGACGUCUUCUCUCUCCAGGGGGACAAGGUUCCUCGCCUCCUGCUCUGCGGUCACACCGUGUGCCACGACUGUCUCACCCGGCUGCCCCUCCACGGCCGGGCGGUGCGCUGCCCCUUCGACAGACAGGUCACCGAGCUGGGGGAUUCUGGAGUUUGGGGUCUGAAGAAGAACUUCGCUCUGCUUGAGCUCCUGGAGCGACUCCAGAACGGAGCGACCAACCAGUCGGGGAUGGCGGAGGGCUACCUGAAGGGCGUGGGAGAAUGUAUAAUCCGCUGCGACGAGGACGAGAGCCACACGGCCUCCAUGUACUGCACCGUGUGCGCCACCCACCUGUGCGCCGAGUGCUCCCAGCUCACCCACUCCACCCGCACGCUGGCCAAGCACCGCCGCGUGCCGCUGGCCGACAAGCCGCACGAGAAGACGCUGUGCCCGCAGCACCAGGUCCACGCCAUCGAGUUCGUCUGCCUGGAGGAGGCGUGCCAGUCGGGCCCCCUCAUGUGCUGCGUGUGCAAGGAGUACGGCAAGCACCAGGGUCACAAGCACGCCGUUCUGGAGACCGAGGCGAACCAGAUCCGCGCCUCCAUCCUGGACAUGGCCCACUGCAUCCGCACCUUCACGGACGAAGUGUCCGAGUACUCCAGGAAGCUGGUGGGCAUCGUGCAGCAGAUAGAAGGCGGAGAGCAGAUCGUGGAGGACGGCGUCGGCGUGGCGCACACGGAGCACGUCCCCGGCAAGGCGGAGAGCGCCCGGUCCUGCGUGCGAGCGUACUUCGCGGACCUCCACGAGACCCUGUGCCGGCAGGAGGAGAUGGCGCUGAGCGUGGUGGACGCUCACGUCCGGGAGCGCCUCAUCUGGCUGAGGCAGCAGCAGGAGGACAUGACCAUCCUGCUGUCGCAGGUCUCCACCGCCUGCAUGCACUGCGAGAAAACCCUGCAGCAGGACGACUGCAGGGUCGUGUUGGCCAAGCAGGAGAUCAACUGUCUGCUGGAGACUCUGCAGAAGCAGCAGCACCAGUUCACGGAGCUGGCGGAUCACAUCCAGCUGGACGCCGGCAUCCCCGUCACCUUCACCAAAGACAACCGGGUCCACAUCGGGCCGAAGAUGGAGAUCCGCGUGGUGACCCUCGGGCUGGACGGAGCGGGCAAAACCACCAUCCUCUUCAAGCUGAAGCAGGACGAGUUCAUGCAGCCGAUCCCGACCAUCGGUUUCAACGUGGAGACCGUCGAAUACAAGAAUUUGAAAUUCACCAUCUGGGACGUCGGUGGGAAACAUAAGCUCCGGCCCCUCUGGAAGCACUACUACCUGAACACGCAAGCGGUGGUGUUUGUGAUUGACAGCUGCCACCGGGACCGGCUGAUGGAGGCUCACAGCGAGCUCGCCAAACUGCUGACGGAGAAGGAGCUGAGAGACGCCUUGCUGCUCAUCUUUGCCAACAAACAGGACGUCCCCGGCGUGGUGUCGGUGGAGGAGAUGACGGAGCUGCUGAGCCUCCACAAGCUGUGCUGCGGGCGGAGCUGGCACAUCCAGGGCUGCGACGCCCGCAGCGGGGUGGGCCUCCACGAGGGGCUGGACUGGCUCUCCAGGCAGCUGGUGGCGGCCGGCGUGCUGGACGUCGCCUAACAGGAAAUAGAUCGGGAAGCGACUCCGCCGCCGCCGAGCUUCACCCGCUUCCCCUCAUUAGACACCGUCGACUCAAUGUGGGCGAAGACAACAAAGCUGUAAAUACUACCUGCAACUUCACCGAAUCCAAGAAUAAAAGUUAAUGACCUCCUGAGAAAUAAACCAUGUGUCGAGUCCUCAGCUUCUCCAGCCGCUCGGCGUGCUGUGAGCAUCACGUCUGAAGUUGUCUUUUCUUUUGUGAACCUAUUUAAAGCCACAGCAGAGCUUCUGUUACAGAACGGGACGUUUACUGACUGUAUUUCUGGCGGGGCGGAGGCGGGGCUUCCAGACCAGGCUGUGCAAAACAAGUUUUUUUUCUUUUUUUUAUUACACCGAUUCUGCCUGUUUGUGGGCGGAGCCUCCGGGCCGCUGCCCCUCUGGGUUUUCGUGUUUGGGGGAUUUAAUCCGCUGACGUCCGGUUGCUUUGAGACGUCGACGGACAUCAGUAAUUAUUUAACGUGAAACUUUAAGCAGAAACACUGACUCGGUCUUGUUAUUAAGGGACCCGUUAUUUGACAUUUAGUUCCUCUAUUUGCAUUGCUGUGUAAUGUUUACUAUGUUUAAAAAUACUAAUAAAAAUAAUGCACAUGUAAAAAGCAUUUCCACAUAGUUGGUGUAACUUUUGAUUUUUCAACGUAGAAGCACAAACGCGCAUCGAGACCUUUGUUACCCGCAGCUUUUUGUAAUUUAUUCGUAAAGUUGUUGCUGUAAAAUAAACCAACUGACCACA
Gasterosteus aculeatus aculeatus (three-spined stickleback) is the source of this 2598-nucleotide messenger RNA. It is a transcript of the gene trim23, whose product is annotated as tripartite motif containing 23. Gene Ontology annotation, molecular function: GTPase activity; zinc ion binding; GTP binding. The record is from RefSeq and is a predicted model, not a curated record. Lineage: Eukaryota; Metazoa; Chordata; Actinopteri; Perciformes; Gasterosteidae.